Glycine soja is the source of this 970-nucleotide messenger RNA. RefSeq lists its product as uncharacterized. NCBI's taxonomy places the organism in Eukaryota, Viridiplantae, Streptophyta, Magnoliopsida, Fabales, Fabaceae. The transcript has a single exon. The record is from RefSeq and is a predicted model, not a curated record. Bases 96 to 731 code for a protein of 211 amino acids.
CUCUUUCCUCUCACCCAAACACUUCUCUUUUUCUCUCUCUACACUCUAUUCAACCCUUCACAUUUUCUCUCUUCUUUAUCUUAAAUUACUUUUCCAUGGAGGAAAGCAAGAAACGAGUCCGGGACGAGUCCAGCUACUCACCCGAGUCCCAAACUCAGCUGGUCGACUCUCCCGAGUCUGAAAGUCAGCGGGUCGACUCACCUGAGUCUAAGAUUCGUCGAGUUGACUCGUCCGAGUCUCAACUCGACUCGGUCCUUGACUCGGAGGUGCGUCUACAAGACGACAUUUUUAACAUACUUGACGACGCCGAUAAUGUGCCUGAGCGUGACUCGGUGCAGGGUCUUGACUCAGUGAUCAAAAGCUUCGAAGAUGAGAUAAACGCUCCUGGUUCGGAUUCUGGUUCGGGUGACCCGACCCAGGAACCAGACUCUGGGGAGCUACAAUCUAACUUGGGGUAUCUUCUAGAAGCCUCUGACGACGAACUGGGGUUGCCGCCGACGGUUGUUGACGGUGAGGAAACGGGUCGGGUUGGUCCGGAAAUGACGGAGCUUGCCAGGUUAAUGGGUUUUGAAGAUGAUAUACCCAGUUAUGAUGCAUUCGGGUUUGGGUCAGGGUUUGCGGCGGAGAGUGACGGCGGCGCCGGAGGUUUUGUGACGGUGGAUGGGUUGUUUGACUAUUCGGACCCGGCGGCGGAUGUUUUGUGGCGGUCGGAGUCAUUACAAGCUAUGUAGGUGACCGCGGCGAGAUUUUGCGAUGGUUUUGGCAGAAGGGUGCGUAGGGGUGGAAAAUGUAAAUCUAGGAAAAUAUUGGGGUUAAAAUAGGAGGAGGAAAAAAAAGGGUAGGGUAGCAUAGAAACGUGGUAGGUAGAUGUGAAAAGUUGUAGGGUUUGUUGUUUUGGUUUUUUCGUUGAAUUCAAUUGAAACAAACUGGACUACUUGAUGAGCCGUUUCAGUUUUGUUUUGUUGCUUCA